Messenger RNA from Penicillium odoratum, 1482 nucleotides. Its product is annotated as misato family protein. The record is from RefSeq and is a predicted model, not a curated record. The coding region runs from base 1 to 1482 and encodes 493 amino acids. Gene Ontology annotation, cellular component: cytoplasm. The transcript is spliced from 5 exons. Lineage: Eukaryota; Fungi; Ascomycota; Eurotiomycetes; Eurotiales; Aspergillaceae. Gene Ontology annotation, biological process: mitochondrion distribution.
AUGCAUGAGAUUGUCACCUUACAGCUGGGUCAGCGUGCCAACUACCUAGCGACACAUUUCUGGAAUCUUCAGGAAUCAUAUUUCACUUACAAUGAGAGCGAGGAGUCUCCUAUUGACCAUGAUGUUCAUUUUCGACCAGGUGUGGGGGCUGAUGGCUCAGAAACUUACACUCCUCGAACCGUCAUCUAUGAUCUAAAAGGCGGGUUUGGAACCCUACGAAAGUACAAUGCCCUUUACGAAAUGUCCGAGGGCGCGGCUAGCGGGCAGGGUCUUUGGGAUGGACAAGAGAUAGUACGAAAGCAAGCUCCGAUUCUGCCCAGUGAAUAUCAGAAAAGCUUAGAGCUGGGCACUCCCGCGCCUCGGUUGACAUCGGAGACUGUUCGCUAUUGGUCCGACUACAACAGAGUCUUUUACCAUCCGCGAUCCAUUGUCCAGCUGAAUGAGUAUGAGUUGAAUUCCCAGAUCAUGCCUUUCGAGGACUGGAAUGCUGGUGAGGAGCUCUUCAACGACCUUGACAAGGAGCAUGAUCUCCUUGAUCGAGAUGUCAGACCAUUUGCUGAGGAGUGUGAUCAAAUGCGAGCGUUGCAGCUAUUCUCAGGAGCCGAUGAUGCUUGGGGUGGGUUUGCAGCGCGGUAUAUCGACCGCUUACGGGAUGAGUAUGGCAAGAAGAGCGUGUGGGUUUGGGCCAUCGAGGAUGGUGCCAGAGUUCAACGGCAUCAUCAACUGAAAAAGGAUGUCAACAAAGCCAAAUCGCUGUUCUCGAUUUCACCACAGUCCAGUAUUUAUGUACCAAUCGUUGACAUUCCCUCGAAACUUCCAAGCUACAUCGAUGUAGAUCGUCAUUCGCGAUGGCAGACCACCGCCCUGAUUAGCUCCGCUCUUGAGACCGUGACCUUGCCGUCCCGUCUACGACCGUAUCACGACUUCGAAGCCUCUCUAGCCGGUGAUGACGGAAGGCACACGAUCUAUGAGCUGCAGUGUUCCAUCAACCCACAGGAUGUUGAUAAUAAAUCAUCAAAAGACGAGGAAGGGCGACCCAAGGCCCAAUCUGAGUUUGACAUUGACUUUACAUAUGGGGAUUGCGAUGACAAGGAUGCGCAUAUUUUCAACCAAGUCCAGGUAACUCGCGGACAUGAGCGUGGAAAGCCCACUGAAACACAAGAAGACCUUGGCCAUGUUCGCAAACUUCGAUUGUACAAUUCCGAAGCAAUGCUUCAGAGCUACCAUACUCCACUUCGCAUGCCUAUUCUUGAUAAUUUCCCGCACAAUCUCUACCCAGCGUCCCAGUCCAGUGACGGUCUCAGUGUCUUUGCCGCAUUGACCUCUUCGAUCCGCACAGCUCAAAGAAUCAAGUCUAUUGAGGCCACUACCGCCCGCAUGCUAUCAGUCGACGAGCGGGAGAACAUGAUGAAUGGUUUAGGCGAGAUCAGGGAAAACUACGAGACAGGAUGGAACAGUGAAUCCGAUGACGAUUCUGACUAG